Messenger RNA from Pseudophryne corroboree (corroboree frog), 926 nucleotides. It is a transcript of the gene MPDU1, whose product is annotated as mannose-P-dolichol utilization defect 1. NCBI's taxonomy places the organism in Eukaryota, Metazoa, Chordata, Amphibia, Anura, Myobatrachidae. Gene Ontology annotation, biological process: oligosaccharide biosynthetic process. The coding region runs from base 81 to 806 and encodes 241 amino acids. The transcript has 7 exons. The record is from RefSeq and is a predicted model, not a curated record.
GGCGGUCCUGAGGGGACGGAAGUGUGGGUAAGAGCUGUGUGGACCAGGAAGUGUCACAGACUGACAGAGGCCGGGGGAACAUGGAGGCGAUUCGGAGUCUGCUGGUCCCGGCAAUUCUGCCUGACAGCUGCUAUGAGGAGUUCUUCCUGGACUAUAACCUUCUGCACGUUCCAUGUUUGAAAAUCCUCAUCAGUAAGAUUCUGGGAAUCGGGAUAAUUGUCGGUUCUGUAAUGGUCAAGGUUCCUCAGAUAGUGAAGAUCCUGCGAUCGGGGACAGCAGAGGGCCUGAGCUUCCAGUCCAUCCUCCUGGAGCUGCUGGCAUUGACGGGCACCAUGGUCUACAGCAUCACACACGGAUUCCCGUUCAGUGCGUGGGGUGAAGUGCUCUUCCUCAUGGUACAGACUCUUAUCAUUGGGUUCCUGAUCCAGCACCUGGGUGGACGCACGUCUCAGGGCGUUCUCUUCUUCAGUGUGUACUUCUGUCUCCUUGCCAUCCUCCUGUCUCCUGUCAUUCCAAUGGUCCUGGUCACCGUCCUGCAGGCCAGCAACAUGCCAGCCGUCGUCAUCAGCAGGCUUAUACAAGCAAUGACAAACUAUAGGAAUGGCCAUACUGGGCAGUUAUCUGCAGUGACAAUUGCACUAUUGUUUCUUGGGUCGUUGGCUCGAAUAUUCACUUCAAUUCAGGAGACUGGAGACUACCUCAUGUCACUCACAUAUGUCGUAUCGUCAGCAUGUAAUGGUGUGAUUGGGGCCCAAUUGCUCUAUUACUGGAAUGUCAGCUCUACGGGCAAAAAAAAAAGAAGCUAGAGAGAUUGUAUGUCUAUGUGAAUCAUUCCUGUCCCCACGAUGCUGGCGUUGCUGUAUCAUUCUACCUCCCCCAUCACGCUGAGCUCUGUGCAGCAAUCAAUUAUACAAUUAGUUUUUUUA